GUAGUGGCGGUAUACUUCACCAUCUAGUGUCCAGUUUGACGUCUCGUAUCGUCCAAUCCCGCCUGCUUAUACUCCAUCCUUUUAUUGAAAAUACUGGCGUCUAAACAAAAAAAUUUAAUGAAGGGAAGACAUCAGUUUCGCAGGCGCUUUAGCUUGCAACCGUCAUUUUUGAAAGAAGAACCUGACGAGGAACGACGGCAUCAUCCUAGAGUUCUCAGGUCGCAGAAGAGCGAGGAUGUGGAAUCCUUAGAAAAGAACGACAGUGUCGGGCCGGUGAGCAGCGUGCGACAUAAGAUAGUGGUAAUGGGAGCCGCUAAAGUCGGCAAGUCUUCCAUCAUCACUCAAUUCCUCUACGGAACAUUUUCGCCCAAAUAUAAACGAACGGUGGAGGAAAUGCAUCAUGGUGAUUUUAAUGUAAACGGUGUUCAUUUGACACUGGACAUACUCGACACGUCUGGAGCAUACGAAUUCCCCGCCAUGAGAGCCCUAUCCAUUUCCUCAGCUGAUGCCUUUAUUCUAGUCUAUGAUGUCACAGAUUCAUCGACUUUUGAAGAAGCUAGGACGCUUAGAGACCAAAUACAUGAGACCAAAUGUUCAAGCAACGUUCCUAUAGUCGUUGUGGGCAAUAAAAUAGACUUAACUGGAAAUAGAGAAGUUGAUACCGCCACAACGGAAUCGGUAGUGACAGUUGACUGGGAAAACGGAUUUGUCGAAGCGUCAGCUAAAGAGAACACGAAUGUUAGUAAAGUUUUUAAAGAGCUGUUAGCACAAGCAAAGGUAAAAUACAAUUUAAGUCCAGCCUUAAGACGUCGACGACGCCAGUCGCUUCCAUCACAAUCUGGACCACCACAGUCGACACCUUCACACGCCGCAAUGAUCCCCAAUCCGGUUCAACUCCAGCAUCUCCAACAGAUUCGAGACCGGCAUGGUAAAAGGAACUCCUGCAUCAUUUCUUAAGACACCGCUAACUAGUCUUUAUUCAAUUAUCUACGCGCAGUACACGUGCGACGCCCGAUUACUCCCUAUAUAUCAGUAAUAGAUUCUAACUGGUUUUGUGUUUCAUUGUACUCCAAGUGCGAGAAAGUUCGAUAGGAACUUACGAUAUGCACAACUUCAUGACGAAAACUUUACAGUUACACACAAAAAUCCUCCCUAUAUCUUGUUUAUAUUGGCCAACAAAUAUCUUUUCUUCCAAAAAUUAACAAACAUAUUUAAAUUGCAUAAAAUUGAUGCCAGAUACAGGUGAAAUUGUCUUGAACUUGACGUAUAUUUCUUUACCAACGACCGAGUAACCAAAACCAGUUAGACAAUUUAUUUACAGUUGCAAUAAUUAAGAAAAUGUUUCCUUGCUAAAACAAUUUUUAGUCCCUAAAAACCAAAUUAAAGGCAAUUAACAAUAAAAUUAUUUUUAUAUACUCUUCGCAAUAACAAAUUUGUUUAUUGCCUAAUUAAAUUUCCAACAUUUUCUUAUUUGUGUAACUAAAAUACAAGGAUAGUUGACUAAUAUUCGCAAUGCGUAAGUCUAUCAUAUGUAUUUUCAAUGUAUUAAUUUAUUGCAAUAAUUAGGCUUAAUUAAACAUUUUUAAAAGCGUUCCAAAAAGAUAUACAUCUUCUUUGAGAUUGUUUGAAACUAACCUUGUAUCAUUUACCAUUAAACUCUGAACACCAAGGGCUGAGCAUUAAUUAUAUGUGUGUCAAAACUAAUUCUUCCAUAUAUUUAAUGUCGUCGAUUACUAAUUAUGUAUAUAAGUUUAGCUGUCUUAUUGAAAAGAUCUUCGGCACUGGAAAUACGUAUCUUAGCCAGUUGGACUGACGUCAGAUCAUUUUCAAUAAUUGUGUGUAUCUUUAGAAAAUGGUAUUAUUCUUAUAGAAAAAUCUUUUUUAUAACUGUUAAUGGCAUUUUAUCAUUAAUACACGUAUAAUAUUUUUUAUAACUUAAUAUGUUCUCUCUUAGUAAUAACAUAAAAACUAAUAGGACAAUUUAAAUUUUGAAUGAAGAAAAUAAUAAAUUUAAUUGUUUCAAUUAAAUGUUUACGUUAUAACAUAUUAAACAAAAUAACUUUAAUAUAUAAUUUCACUCAUAAGACUGCCAAAAUCUUAACAAAACCAUUAAAAAUAAUAAAGAGAUCAUUGUUUAUUUAUAUAAAGUUUAUAUAGUAUAAUGUUUACAUUAUUAACUGAUACAAUUUCUUAAUAUUAAAUUGAAUGUAUAUUUCUUAGGACACCUCUUCUAGCGACGGACAUCUUUAAAUAUCCCUAUACCUUCACAUAUUUAAUAAAACUAAUAAUAGUUUUAUGUAUGAAUAAGUAUAUGUAAAUCUAAUAUAUAAAAAUGAUAUGGAAAAUUUGAAUGAAACAUCUUCUAAUUAACACAAAAUUCUACUUAAAAAUAUCAACGUCUUAUUCAAUGUCCCAAUAAAUAUUAUUUUAGUAUUUUACAUGUGCCACUUGACAAUCUGUCUGAAUUAUAUUAACAAUUAAAUAAAUAUCUGUUUAAGCUAAUAAUAUUAGUUAAUUAAAUUUAAUUUUGAUAAUGUAGGUAAAAUUAUUUCAUUAAUUGUUAUUAUGGUACAUAUAGCAUUUUUACCGUUGCUAGCAAAAAAUUGAUCCCAUCUAACUGCAACUUCAAAAUGAUUAAUUAACAUGUGCAUAUACCAUCAGUACAAAAAUAAUCAUAUCAGACAAGUAUACAAGAGAUCAAAAGAAAUUUUGAGAGGGUUAUAUAACAGAAUGCCCUAAAAAAUAAAAAAAAAACCUUAUGACUACAAAUGAUUAUGAUUUUAUUCGCCAAAAUUUAGCAUUAUGAUACUCUAAACAACCAUGGGAAACGACGUUGAUUUAUUUUGCUAAUGUGGAAAAUGCUGUCGAGAAUACGACAUUGUUAUAAUUUUUCCAGCAAAAACAAAAGAUAAUCAAGAAAAGUAUACCAAGCAACAAAAAGAACUAAUCCUCAAUGUCUCCGAAACCCUUUAAUUAAGAACCCAUUCAUUUAUACCCUUAAAUUUUGUGACAAUUUCUUUAUUUAAUCCCCUUUAGAAAAUGGCCUGUCAAUUUGACAAUCCAAACUACAAUAUUAACAACACAGUAUGUAUGGGUUUACAUAAAUUAAAAAAGGUUUUUGCUCGCAACGGUUAUUGUUUCUCAUAAAUGUCAAGAAUUUUAUUUGUAGUGUAGAUAAAUGAUGGAAACAUUGUUUAUAUCAAAUUUUGAAAUAUAAAAAGGAGUGUAAUA
This is a messenger RNA of Aethina tumida (small hive beetle), 3231 nucleotides long. RefSeq names its product ras-related protein Rap-2a. Lineage: Eukaryota; Metazoa; Arthropoda; Insecta; Coleoptera; Nitidulidae. The record is from RefSeq and is a predicted model, not a curated record. The coding region runs from base 118 to 957 and encodes 279 amino acids. Gene Ontology annotation, molecular function: GTP binding; GTPase activity. The transcript is spliced from 5 exons.